AUGAUUUUAUUGGAUACGACUAAAAUUGAAUCAAGCUUUGUCGAAGAAGCAAUCUCAGCUCCAACAGUCUUAUAUUCUUAUGACUACAUAAUCAUCGGUGGUGGAACCGCCGGCUGUCCAUUGGCCGCUACCCUGUCUCAAAAUUCAACUGUUUUAGUCCUAGAAAGAGGAGGGUCUCCAUAUGUCAAUACUAGCAAGUUGAGGCCAGAAAACUUUAUUUCUACUAUCACAGACAACUCCCCUGAUUCAUACUCUCAAGCAUUCAUCUCCGAGGAUGGAGUCUUUAACAGGCGUGCACGUGUUCUUGGUGGAGGAACAGUGAUUAACGGAGGUUUUUACUCGCACGCCGAAACUGUCUUCCUCGGGGAAGCCGGUUUGGAUGAAUCAUUAGUCAAUGAUUCAUACAGGUGGGUUGAAAAGAAGUUGGUAUUUGAGCCUGCUGUGCUGCAAUGGAAAUCCGCCAUGAGAGAUGGGUUGGUUGAAGCUGGGGUUUUACCGUACAAUGGGUUUACAUAUGAUCAUAUUAAUGGGACUAAAAUUGGUGGAACUAUUUUUGAUAGGGAUGGCAAUAGACAUUCUGCAGCUGAUUUGCUUGAGUAUGCUAAUCCAGAAAGGAUUAAGGUUUACUUGCAUGCUACUGUGCUCAAGAUCAUGCUUACAACAAAGGCUAAUGGGGUGAUUUUUGAGGAUGCAAUGGGUAGAAAGCACUGGGCGGUCUUAACAAAUGAGUCGAAGAGCGAGAUAAUCUUAUCAGCCGGUGCAAUUGGAAGCCCACAAUUACUAUUGUUGAGUGGUAUUGGGCCCUCCCAUCAACUUGAUAAAAUGGGUAUUAAGGUGGUGAUAGACCAACCCAUGGUGGGCCAAGGGAUGGCUGAUAAUCCAUCGAGUGGCCUCUAUAUUCCUUCUCCUCGGCCCGUUGAGCUCUCACUGAUUUCGGUCGUGGGCAUCACCCUCUUCGGUGGCUAUAUAGAAGCAACCUCUGGGCUUAAUUAUGCCUCUGCUUAUGCUCAAAGACCCUCUAAUGAUAAUGCCACUAUUUUGAAUAAGAGCUCCAUGACACUCCCAGCCGCAAUGGAUGACACUGCCUCCUUUGACCUUAAUUCAACAAAUGUGGGUAGUAUUUUCGAAAAAAUUAAAGGUCCAAUCUCUAGGGGUCAACUUGGGCUACGAAGCACAAAUCCCAACGAUAACCCGAAGGUCACGUUCAACUACUUCCAAGAAUCAGAAGACUUAACGAAGUGUGUGAAAGGCAUGGAAACCGUUAUAGAUGUCAUAAGUUCCAAAUCAUUCUCGAAAUUCCGUUACAGAAACAUAACAACACAGGCUCUACUAGACACGAUGGUGAAGCUGCCCUUGAACCUAAGACCAAAACAUCCUAAUUCUGCAACGUCCUUGGAGCAGUUUUGUAUAGACACCGUCACGACCCUUUGGCAUUACCAUGGAGCCUGUCAAGUAGGAAAGGUUGUUGAUCAAGAUUACAAGGUCAUUGGUAUAGAUGGCCUCAGGGUUAUAGAUGCUUCCACCUUUAAUUUCUCCCCUGGAACAAAUCCUCAAGCUACAAUUAUGAUGCUAGGAAGGUAA
This is a messenger RNA of Durio zibethinus, 1581 nucleotides long. Lineage: Eukaryota; Viridiplantae; Streptophyta; Magnoliopsida; Malvales; Malvaceae. The record is from RefSeq and is a predicted model, not a curated record.